CAUCUCGUCACAUGGCCACUUUGCUACCAAUUUCUCUUGAAGCAGUCACUCGUUCCCCACAGCAUCACCCUGGCCUCCUCAUCUAUUAGAUUACCCGUAGCUCAAGAGCCGAACAAGACCCGGUGGUGUUACACCUACUCAUAUGGAGAAACUACGACUCUCAAGAAUAUUGCACCGAUCGCAUUUCCCAAACCGUGUGUAAAGACUAGUCAGUUCACUGCAGGCGUAUAGACGUUAAACCAUGAUCCUACGUGCUUGCGGGGAGCCAUGGUCCCACAAAACAAGCAUUCAUAAAGCUUGACCAUCUUAGCUAUUCUCCUCUGCUCUUUGACAUACAGGAAUCUCUCUAGAAUUGACAGAAUGCUUCAGCUCAAAUUUCUCCAUCUAUGUUUUCUUAUCGUCCCAGCGCUGGCUGGGAUGACCAAAACUGGCUCCCUUUGUACAGUUACCCCGUCCGGUUCCAAGGAUGAUAGUCCUUACAUGAUGGACGCCUUCAAGCAAUGCGGACAAAACGGUCAGAUCGAAGUCACAAAAGGUGACUAUACCAUCGCCAAAGUAAUGGACGUCUUGAACCUGAAGAACUGCGACAUCUCUAUUCGCGGCAAACUGACCUGGAGCGAUGAUAUUCAAUAUUGGGUCAAGAAUAGUGUAGGCGUGACGUAUGCUCAGCGAAGUACAGCGUUCCGCCUAGGGGGCGAGAACUUCACUCUACAGGGACACGGCGAAGCGCUUUUCUUUGGCAACGGGCAGAAGUGGUAUGACGCAAAUCGUGAUGGAAGCAAUAUGGCUGGUCGGCCGAUCAGCUUGACACUCUGGCAAGCGAAGAAUGUAUGGAUUGAUGGAAUCACUUGGAGACAGUCACAAUUCUGGCACACGUUUGUCGCCUACUCGCAGAACGUCACCAUGACAAACCUCGACAUGAACGCCACUUCGUCUUCACAAUGGGGCACUGUCAACACCGAUGGCUUCGAUAGCUGGAACUCACAAGACAUAGUGCUCAAAAAUUGGGUUGUGACAUGCGGCGAUGAUUGCAUAUCGGUCAAAGGUAACAGCAAGAACAUUUACGUCAAAAACGCAACCUGUUACGAGUCCGGUGCCAUGGUCAUCGGAUCAAUGGGAAACCCUACUAACGUUCCUGAGACGGUUGACAAUGUACUUUUCGAAGACAUUACUGCAAUUCAUAGUUCCAACGCAGCUUGGAUCAAGACGUAUCCCGGUCAAGGCCAUGUCAAAAACGUCACCUUCCGUAAUAUCAAGUUUCAAGACGUUAAUCAACCCAUCUACGUCUCGCCUUGUAUUUACAGUUACCAAAACUGCGACUCGAGUCGGUUAAAGAUUAGCGACAUUACGUGGGAGAACAUCACAGGCACUUCAAGAUACAACGUGGCUGCAGCGAUUUAUUGCAGUCGCGGAGUACCUUGCACGGGUCUGAAGUUUAAGAACAUUGAUAUCAAGCCUAAGAAUGGAGGCACUGCGAAGAUACUGUGUUCAAACAUGAACAGCGACAGUGGAUUGGCAUGUACUGGUACGUGUCCAGCGGGAUGGAAGCAGCAGUUGAGCGGAAACGCGUAAGAAUAGAUUAGCAUACUCGGAGCGCUUAGCUACUACCUGCAUACAAAGC
Messenger RNA from Alternaria alternata, 1621 nucleotides. RefSeq names its product pectin lyase-like protein. The transcript is spliced from 4 exons. NCBI's taxonomy places the organism in Eukaryota, Fungi, Ascomycota, Dothideomycetes, Pleosporales, Pleosporaceae. Gene Ontology annotation, molecular function: polygalacturonase activity. Gene Ontology annotation, biological process: carbohydrate metabolic process. The record is from RefSeq and is a predicted model, not a curated record. The coding region runs from base 361 to 1572 and encodes 403 amino acids.